UGAAUGACAAACUGCUUGAUAAUUGUUUAUGCGACAGGAAAACUUAUACAAAAUAAAAACAGACUUUAGUAAGCUGCAGAUGCCUAAGGAUUCUAGGCUGCCCAUUGGUGAACAAAAUGUGCAAGCCAUACAAAUUUCAGCAUCUACCAACCACCUCAGAGAGUGGGAUAGAUUGAAAUUUAAUGAAUACAUUGAACACGGACCAGACGAGAGAAUCGGAAUAUUUAGACAGUAACAAUUGGUUUCUAAAGUUGGAAGCCUCUCCCUAAAAUUCUCUCACGACCUCUUCCUGUCCUCUCAUCUGUCCUUCCUUGUACCGGUUUCCAUUUCCCAAUUUACAAAGACACGUGUCAGCACCAGACAUUAAACCUGCCUCCCACCUUCGCCGUCGCCAUCGGAUUUAGUCCCCACUAUAGUCUUGAUCAGUUGCUUGACCAUUCAAUCCGCUUAAUUCCCUCGUCCUGGACGUUGAAAAAAACCGCGUUAUUCUUCUAGUCCCUUCCUUUUAAUUGGCGCCACAAAGCAAAUCUCACUCCGCGACCAGCACCUUCACUUCCUACUUCGAUCCAACCUCUCCAUUCCUAUGGCGAUACACAAUUAUAUGUUUUUUAAUCCCCAGACUCUCUUUCAGGACAUUAGUGCACCCGACGGUCGAGCUUUCAUGGACCCUGAGAAGGAAUUGCUGGAUGAUUACUUGGCAGGAAGCGUGGCAAUUCCAGAAUUCGAUUUUGGGGAGGUGGAGCUGCUUGAGGAUCCCCUGCAUCUGCCGCUGCUUAUGCCAUUGCCAUCUCCAUUGCCUUGUGCAGAGCAAGUGAUGAAGGAUGAGGGAGUUGUGUUUGAAGCUGAUUCCCUCUCUAAUCUCCACUUCGUCCCACCUCCUCCUACUCUGCUGCAGUCAAGAGAGGACGCACAGAGGUUGGUAAUGUCACAAGGCCUUGCCCAUUUGGGGUUUACCGAGAAAGCCUCAGGGAAUGGGGGAAGAGAGAAAGGUGGGUAUCUGGGUAAUAGCUUACAUGCCCAUCCGCUUGAAAUUGAAGGCUCUGCGCUCAGUCUCCGUCGUCGAAUAUAUGGUACAGGAGAUAUUCAGGCGAGAGAUUGCAUUAAAAUGGGUCUUGGAGGUGGCGCUCCACUGACAUGUGAUCAUUCGAGUUUUGAGGAGGCGAGGUAUAAGGUGGGGCGUUAUACUGUGGAAGAGAGAAAACAGCGUAUCUACAGAUACAAGAUGAAGCGAAAUGAGAGGAAUUUCAAUAAAAAGAUUAAGUAUGCAUGUCGGAAAACCUUGGCUGAUAGUAGACCCCGUGUUAGAGGGAGAUUUGCAAGAAAUGAAGUUGGAGAUAACUCUUCAAGGGCUAAGCAACAUCACGUUUAUGAAGAUGUUGAUGAAAUGUUAAAAGCUGUAGGAGAGAUGUAUGUUUGUGGAAGCAGUGGUCAUAACUACUUGCAUGGAUUUGAAUGAAAUGAGAGGAGAAAGUUUUGUACCAAAUUUGGUAUGGAAACGCUGGGGUUGAAAGUUUAAGAGUCUACAAGUUAUUUGUUAUUUCUCAAAUAACAAAUAACAAAUAACAUGUUCACUCUUAAAGUGCUUUCUCUCCCAUUAACAUAAGUUAACUUAGUUAUCAAUGUGACACCAAACGUGUCUCCAAUUUAAUUUAUUGUAUUAAGAGCUAUAGUGAUUAAACCAAAGUUUUGAAUUAAGUGUUAUAGUGACUACACAAUAGUGUGGCACCGAAUAUUAAUCAUUUUUUUCUUCUUGUGGAGAAAAUGCGUUACCUUUUGUUCAAGAGUCUUUGUUUUUUAGUAAUAAGAAAUUGGUUUUUAACAAA
This is a messenger RNA of Cryptomeria japonica (Japanese cedar), 1823 nucleotides long. RefSeq names its product two-component response regulator-like APRR9. Gene Ontology annotation, molecular function: protein binding. Gene Ontology annotation, cellular component: nucleus. The transcript has 5 exons. The record is from RefSeq and is a predicted model, not a curated record. Lineage: Eukaryota; Viridiplantae; Streptophyta; Pinopsida; Cupressales; Cupressaceae. The coding region runs from base 584 to 1456 and encodes 290 amino acids. Gene Ontology annotation, biological process: regulation of flower development.